Paramuricea clavata is the source of this 352-nucleotide messenger RNA. Lineage: Eukaryota; Metazoa; Cnidaria; Anthozoa; Malacalcyonacea; Plexauridae. The record is from the annotation of a GenBank genome assembly.
AUGCCUGAAUCGGAAAAGGAAAAUACUACUGAAAUGAUUCACGAACUAUUGGAAUCAAAGAUAGGAAUAACCGACGCGCGCAAUACAGUAAAGAUUGAUCGAUCACACAGAAUUGGCAGAAAGAGAGACGGAGAUCGAAAGCCAAGACCAAUAGUGGUCAAAUUCAAUUAUCAUCAAGACCGGGAAUUUGUGCGACUCAAUGCAAAAAAGCUGAGAGGAACAAGAAUAGGAAUAUCCGAGCAGUUUCCCGAAGAAAUUGAAAACAUCCGUAAAACCUUAUAUCCCGAACUAAAGAAAGCAAAAUUAGAAGGUAAAAGAGCAAAAAUUGUUCGAGAUAAACUCAUUAUUGAAG